Diceros bicornis minor is the source of this 2165-nucleotide messenger RNA. RefSeq names its product TAFA chemokine like family member 4 (gene TAFA4). Gene Ontology annotation, biological process: phagocytosis; macrophage chemotaxis. The coding region runs from base 358 to 861 and encodes 167 amino acids. The transcript has 8 exons. The record is from RefSeq and is a predicted model, not a curated record. NCBI's taxonomy places the organism in Eukaryota, Metazoa, Chordata, Mammalia, Perissodactyla, Rhinocerotidae. Gene Ontology annotation, molecular function: receptor ligand activity.
AACUUCCUUUCACAGAGAGUCUGCGGAGGUGAUGGGCCAAUCCCAGGGCGCCCGCGGGGAGGCGGCACGGUGAGCGUCCCCCCGCUCCGGUGCGGAGAUCGGUGCCUUGCCCUGGAGGCUGCGGGUCCGACUUGGCUGCCGGCUGUAGUCGAGUCUUCCAAGCUAAGAUAAUUUUUUGCAGCAGCAGAAAUGGUUGGUCCUAGCUACAAAUGGGAAUUUGGAGUCACUCUGAAAUACGUCCUGCAAUAAUUGUGUUUGACUGGAACCAAAUCUUAUCAAGUCUCCAAGAAUAGACCACAUAACCACAUUUGUGAACUGAACUGUCUUUGAGCAACUAUUUUGAUACUGUCCAUCCAUAUGAAGAUGAAAGUCUGUGCUAAGUCAGUGUUGCUGUCACACUGGCUCUUUCUGGCCUACGUGUUAAUGGUGUGCUGUAAGCUGAUGUCCGCCUCGAGCCAGCACCUCCGGGGACACGCAGGUCACCACCAGAUCAAGCAAGGGACCUGUGAGGUGGUCGCUGUGCACAGGUGCUGUAACAAGAACCGCAUAGAAGAGCGAUCACAAACGGUCAAGUGUUCUUGCUUCCCGGGACAGGUUGCUGGCACAACUCGGGCUCAGCCUUCUUGUGUUGAAGGUUGUGGGACAAUGAAAAGAGCAACAGUAGGUGCUUUGAAAAUGACAAAGCUCAUACAGUUUUCAGCUUCCAUCGUGAUUCAGAAAUGGUGGUGUCACAUGAAUCCUUGUUUGGAAGGAGAGGAUUGUAAAGUGCUGCCAGAUUACUCAGGUAACACGGUAGCAAAGAGAGAGAUGUGCUUCAAUCUUGGAGGAGCAACGGGAUGCAGCGCUCUCUUGUUUGAAUGACAGUCCUGGCCAGUGUGCAGGAAAUUGUCUUGGAUUUCAGCAACAUCACAUUUGCGUGUGUGUGCUGUGAGGAGUGGCAUUCGGUUAACUGUCCCGGCCCUCUCUGCUUUAUGACUUUAUCACAUUGAAUUAUAACCAUGAGCUGCCACGCAAUUGACAUGCUAUGGGGAUUCCCAAGAAACAUACCUCCGAGAAACUCUGGAGGAGCAAACCAGAGACUUCAAAAUGGAUCGCCACUGAGGGAAUAUUUGCUUUUCAGCUUCCUUCCGCCUCUACAAAUAUAUGUUUCACGGGCUCCUCCUUCUGUUCCUCUUUUGAACUUUUUCUUUAGCCCUUGCAUUAAAGUGGUUUGAAAGGGGUCUAAAUAACAGAACAUUUUUGCAGAUGUAGAUCAGUGAACUCUGAUAACUGGUGAUGAAAACUUAUUUUAUAAACUUUGAAUAGAAGGACUUAUUGUGUGUGCAUUUGUAUUUUUGCUUUUGGUGGUUUAAAGUGUUUGCAUUUUAAGUUCCAUUGUCAAGUUAGCAAAAAUAAAAUGGGAGCAUUUUAACUUCAGGGCACCAUUUUACCGAGCGCUAAGGAAGCUUAUCAACUGCAGUAUUUUAUAACCAAAGCUCUAUCAUGACAUAUUCACAAAAGAAAUAAAACCUGUUGGGAUUUUUAUGGCUGAUGUGUAGUCAUAGAGGUAAAUCAUUUAAAAUAUAAAGCAGUCUCUGUUUAGAUCAAGAGUGAUUUCUUAGAUCCAGUUUCUGUCAAGUAUAUUAAAAUAUUUCGUUAACUCCUAGAAAGGAGUCUUUAAAUGCAGAAUUUUUAAACUGUACAUGAAUUAUUCUUAGCUCUUUUCCUACUUAUGUGUUAGUCAUCUUAUUUCUUUAAAUAUAAGUAAAAUCUGAGUCAUUUUUUUUCUUGGUUUAAUGAUUUUGCAGCAGACAUGUCUCCACAUAUUCUCAGAUGCUGUCAUACAAAAACAUAUUACAGAUGAAAAGCAACUGACCCGGAUUUUAAAUGCAUAAUCUUAUUAAAACACAUACUACUGUAAUAUUAUGGGAUAGAUUUUAUAUAUUAAGAAAUGCCAAAAACAUACUUUCUGCACUAAGUUAUCCCGGUCCUUUCACAAUUAUGGGGAAAAAUAGUACUAUAAUAUUGUUUAUAGCAGUAACAAUUACAUCUAUUUGAUUUUAUUCUCUCAGAAGGAAUGAAAAUUGGCAAUAUCCAUUUGUUUGCUAAAUUUGGUUUUAGUUUGACUGAUUAGAUGCUUACCAGAAUUGUUACUCUCAUAUUAAGUAAAAAAUUGAUUCUGCUGA